AUGCUCCGCUCAUUCACUCUUCUUCUUCUCUCUCUUCUUCCCCUACUCCCCCUCACACUCUCCUUACCUACCGGUGAGCAUUUCGGUGGUACUGGAUCCACAAACCAUUCACAACUCAAUAUCCAACAACGGGAUGUCAACGUCGGUUGGCAGUAUGGUGAUUGGAAGAUCCGUGGUGUCAAUAUUGGUGGAUGGCUGGUUCUCGAACCCUUCAUCACGCCUUCACUCUUCCAAAACACAGGAAACGACGAUAUAGUUGAUGAAUACACGUUCUGCAAAUUGCAAAAUCGAGGCAAAGCACAAGCCGCACUACGCCAACAUUGGGACACUUGGAUAACCGAAUCUGAUUUUGCGGCUAUCGCUGCCGCCGGUUUGAAUCACGUUAGAAUCCCGAUCGGCUUUUGGGCAUACGACGUCUCCGGUGGAGAACCCUAUAUUCAAGGAGCAGCAGCUUAUCUCGACCGAGCUAUAGGAUGGGCCCGUAAUCACGGUCUGAAAGUCAUGAUAGAUCUUCACGGUGCUCCAGGUUCUCAAAACGGUUAUGAUAAUUCCGGUCGAAGAGGAAAUGCGUUAUGGGCUACCAAUUCCAACAAUGUCCUACGUACGAAGAAUAUCAUUCAAUCAUUGUCGCAGAAAUAUUCCGAUUCAUCAUAUUAUCAAGUCGUCACAGCUCUUGGUUUACUCAAUGAACCUGCUACAUAUCUCAACCAACAAUUAUUAUCGACCACAAGACAAUAUUGGUAUGAUGCUUACGGUGCUGCAAGAUAUCCAUGGGCAUCACAAGGAUCUGGUAGUAAAUCAGGUUUAGUAUUGGUUAUUCAUGAUGGGUUUCAACCUCUCAAUACUUAUAACAAUUACAUGUCACAACCAACAUACGAAGAUGUAAUGAUAGAUCAUCAUAGUUAUCAGAUAUUUGAUCAACCUACCAACGAAUGGACUUGGGAUCAACAUAUUCAGGGUAUAUGCCAACAAUCUUCUACUUUCGAUGGUUCUCCAUUAUGGUUAGUCAACGGAGAAUGGACAGUAGCAUCUACCGAUUGUGCUUUAUGGUUAAACGGUCGCGGUACUGGUGCGAGAUACGACGGUACUCUUCCUGGUUCAUCUUACGUUGGUGAUUGCUCUACCAAAACAGGUGACGGGUCUUCCUUUUCCGCCGAAUACAAAGAUUUCAUGCAGAGAUUCUGGGAUGUUCAAACUCAAACUUAUGAAAAUCAUGGUCAAGGCUGGAUCUACUGGACAUGGAAAACGGAAAACGCAGCUGAAUGGUCUUAUUCAGCCGGUAUGGCAGGUGGUUGGAUUCCACGAGACGCAUGGUAUCAUAAAUAUUCCAUUCAGCAAUUAUGCGGGUGA
Messenger RNA from Tremella mesenterica DSM 1558, 1350 nucleotides. RefSeq lists its product as uncharacterized. Gene Ontology annotation, cellular component: extracellular region; cell surface. The coding region runs from base 1 to 1350 and encodes 449 amino acids. NCBI's taxonomy places the organism in Eukaryota, Fungi, Basidiomycota, Tremellomycetes, Tremellales, Tremellaceae. The record is from RefSeq and is a predicted model, not a curated record. The transcript is spliced from 7 exons. Gene Ontology annotation, molecular function: beta-glucosidase activity. Gene Ontology annotation, biological process: glucan catabolic process.